This is a messenger RNA of Clarias gariepinus (North African catfish), 1108 nucleotides long. Its product is annotated as Fanconi anemia core complex-associated protein 20. The coding region runs from base 63 to 755 and encodes 230 amino acids. NCBI's taxonomy places the organism in Eukaryota, Metazoa, Chordata, Actinopteri, Siluriformes, Clariidae. Gene Ontology annotation, molecular function: ubiquitin binding. The record is from RefSeq and is a predicted model, not a curated record. The transcript is spliced from 4 exons.
GGAAGUUGUUGAGUUUCGGCGCCACGCGGUAUUUAUCUAAACUAAACACAGAGAUUAUAAUCAUGUCUAAACUUAAAAGAAGGAAAACUGCGGUGGAGGAAAUGAAACCUGAGCUGCAGGUCCGAGUGAGAGAUGAGCAGGAGAGUCUGCGCGACACGGACGCAGUCAGGACCGAUGGUUCUCCUGCACCUGGAGGAUUUUCCUGCUGCCCUGCCGAUCUCUCCGAGGUGGAGAAGCUGUGGACGGAGACUCUGCAGGCCGUGUGUCCUCAGGCUCGGGACUCGUCUCCGCGUCUCCCUCAGCUCCCCGCGAAAGAGGAGAAACGGUAUGAGCGACGCUGGUGCGGUCUGGACGAAGACGUUCCUCCCGUACCCGACCCACCGGCUCCAUGCGCGAUUCCUCGCACCCUUCCUGUGUCCGCUCCUGACCCGCAGGUCGGCGCCGGCUCCCCCACGGCCCACGGGGCACAGAACUCCCCCGGUCACGGAGACGAUCCGGCUGAUGUCGGCGUGCGCGAGCGGGUCACAGACAGAACCUCUGCAGGAAAAUCCACAUCGGGAAGUGAACGGUCCGGACCGGAGCGCGAGGGCGAGACGGGAGCCGGAAUGUCGGGAAGAGGAUCGGGAUCGGAUGGAGUCAGGCUGGAGUGCUGUCCGAUGUGUCUGAUCCCAUUUCCUGCAGGGUUCUCCCAGAUAGAAUGUGAUGGCCAUCUCGCCCAGUGUUUAUCAGAGAUGAACGUAGACAUGGUGUGGUGAUCUUCAUCAUCAUCUUCAUCCCUCUUUCUUCACAUGACAUCACACACACACACACACACACACACACACACACACACACACACUGUUCUACGUAAAACACACUCUUGUGCUACGAGGAAUUAUUUUUUGUUCUGCUCAUAUUUCAGUAAAGUCUUCAGUGUGUGUGUGUGUGUGUGUGUUGGUGUGUGUGUUUGUGUUGGUGUGUGUGUUACACAGCGAUGCUUCCUGCUAAACCUCACCUUGGAGCCAUGAAUGAGGAAAUUAAAGUAAUUAUUACCGGAUCAGUUUUAGCGUUAAUACACUAAUAAACGUCAGCUGGUUCUAAAGUAAACAUGCUAACAGACACACAGCGC